Molecule: messenger RNA, 1090 nt
Organism: Saccostrea cuccullata (small rock oyster)
Lineage: Eukaryota; Metazoa; Mollusca; Bivalvia; Ostreida; Ostreidae
Product: platelet endothelial aggregation receptor 1-like
Exons: 4
Coding region: 44-421 (125 amino acids)
Source: RefSeq, a predicted model, not a curated record
AACUUCCUUUACAAUUUAGUAUUUAAAAUUUUAGGAGAAAGAGAUGUUUCACACAAAAACAGCUCAAAUAUAUUUUUCCUUCGAGGACAAAUCUGCAUAUUUCCUGUUAUUAUUACCUGCCAAUUUUCUUCUGAUAUGUUGUUCUAAUGUUCCGAAGUGUGAAAAAGGCUUUAAAAACUGCUGUGCAGAUUACAAAUGGAAUAAUGAGAUACAAGAUUGUGAAAAAUGCUCGCCGGGCUAUAUCGGGAACAACUGCAGUGAAAAAUGUCCCCCUGGUUACUAUGGAGACGGAUGUCAAGAGAUAUGUCAUUGUGACGUAAACGUGUGCAACAUUUCAAAUGGUUGCCCACCUGUUACUACAUAUACGAGGACAUUUGUUUUCCCCAAUAAUCUUGAGUCGCUCGCGUGGUGCAGUGGUUAGAGCAUGUGCUCCAGAGUCGCAAAGUAAGGAUUCAAUCCUUUUGUCGCAAGUUUGAGUCCAACUGUUGGACGUGGAGAUCGGUCUUUCGGGCGAGACCGUAUAAAUUGAGGUCCCUUGUCGCAGUAGGUGUUGGCACGAUAAAGAUCCCUGCCUGCUCAAUGGCCUUUAGUGCCGAGUAUAGGAUUUGCAGCUGCUCUCCACCGGCAAGUGGUGGCAUCUCCAUAUGAGUGAAAAAUUCUUGAGAGGGACGUUAAACAAAAUAAAACCAACCAACCUAGAUCUUGAAGUUUGACCUAAUUUUCAAAUAUGAUAAUUUUUCUUAAAACUUCUGAUUGAAAAAAGACAGAGCUUUCAUAUUUGAACUGUGCACUGCAGGCCUACCUGUGACUAGGUAUCCCCAGUCAUGCUCUGAUUUUUGACCCUUUGACCUAAAACUUCACGAUUGACCUAAUUUGAUAAUUCAUCUACAUUUGAUAAUAACUUCUGAAUGACAUAAUUUUGAUAUGACAUUCAUAUUUGACACAAUAUUCAUGGAUUAUGACAUCUCACCAACAAAGACAUCAAAUGCAGGGGACAAUUGUUCUUAAAAAAAUCUUUUUUAUUUCGAUUUCAGCAAAGAAUAUUUUAUCUUUAUCACAUGCUCUAUACGAUUUGAUUGAUUUGUUCCAU